This is a messenger RNA of Phascolarctos cinereus (koala), 1395 nucleotides long. It is a transcript of the gene SOCS1, whose product is annotated as suppressor of cytokine signaling 1. The record is from RefSeq and is a predicted model, not a curated record. Gene Ontology annotation, biological process: intracellular signal transduction; phosphatidylinositol phosphate biosynthetic process. NCBI's taxonomy places the organism in Eukaryota, Metazoa, Chordata, Mammalia, Diprotodontia, Phascolarctidae. Gene Ontology annotation, molecular function: 1-phosphatidylinositol-3-kinase regulator activity. Gene Ontology annotation, cellular component: phosphatidylinositol 3-kinase complex.
ACUAACCUCGGAGAUUUAAAUAGAUUGCGCCCUGCGCUGUGCGCGGAGCAGACGGGGGCUGCGGCUACAGCAGCUGCACUGCCUCCCAGCCCCGGACUAUGCGCCUGAGCAGCCCCGGAGCUCCCCCGCCGCCCCGCCCGCGGCGCCGAGCCGCGCCCACCCGCCUGGUAACCAGAGUAGCUGCUGCUGGAGCGGAGCCCAAGCCCGCCGCCGGACGCUAUGGGCGACCCCACAGGCUGGCCCAGUCUGUAGAAUGGUAGCACACAGUAAGGUGGCAGCCGACAAUGCAGUUACAGCAGACACAAGAAGAAGACUCGACCCUUCUCCUCCGUCCCACCGGGCUGGCCGGGAGCAUCCCAUCCCACAGCCCAGACCCCAACACGGCCUGGCGCCGCAGCAUGGUGCGGUGGCCCUGGCGGCGACGACCCAGGGACAGGGGGACACUCACUUCCGAACCUUCCGCUCCCAGGCGGACUACUUCAGCAUCACCCGAGCCAGCGCCCUGCUGGAUGCCUGUGGCUUCUACUGGGGGCCUCUCAGUGUGAACGUGGCCCAUGAGAAACUCAAGGGUGAGCCGGUGGGGACCUUCCUGGUCCGGGAUAGCCGGCAGAAGAACUGUUUUUUUGCCAUCAGUGUUAAGAUGGCUUCAGGGCCCACCAGCAUCCGGGUCAACUUCCAGGCUGGUCGAUUCAACCUGGAUGGCAGCCGGGAGACCUUCGACUGCCUCUUCAAGCUGCUGGAACAUUACCUGAACUCUCCCCGAAAAAUGUUGGUGACCCCCCUGCGACAACUAAGGGUACGACCCCUGCAGGAGCUGUGUCGAAAGAGCAUUGUAGCCACCUUUGGAAGGGACAACUUGGGCAAGAUCCCCCUAAAUCCUGUCCUUAAGGACUACCUGAAGUCUUUUCCUUUCCAGAUAUGAAAAGAUGGAAGAAUGUGGUGGCAGCAUUAACUAUGGUUUUUUUUGGGGGGGGGUUGGUUUUGUUUUCUCUUGGGUAGGGGGUAUGGCAGUAAGAGGGAGCUGAUGCUGAUUGUGUGUGUGUGGUUUGGUGGGUAUAACUGAAGAUCCAUAAAAAAAGGAAGAAAGCAAAGCCCCCUCCCAAGGAAGGAAUGUCCUUGGGUGGAGUUGUCCCACUCCCUGGGUGCUUCUUCCCUCCUGCCUCAGAGGCAAUCGAGGCCCAUUUAUUUUUCUAUUUUAAUGUAUUUGGGAUAGGGACCCGUACACUUACCUCCCUUCCCUCCUCAUGUUUACAAACAUCAAAUAUCUUUGCACAAACCAGGGGUUUGGGGUCUCUGGCUUAAUUUUUCUGCUAUGCAGAAACUUUAUUAUUUUAUAUUUUUAAAAGAAAAUAAUGUAAUAAACUUUAUUAUAAAAGUUUUUUUAAACCAAGAAAA